This is a messenger RNA of [Candida] anglica, 1905 nucleotides long. NCBI's taxonomy places the organism in Eukaryota, Fungi, Ascomycota, Pichiomycetes, Serinales, Debaryomycetaceae. The record is from the annotation of a GenBank genome assembly.
GAUAAACAUAUUUAUUCAUUUUAUACCGCCUGUUCCUUUUUGAAACACCCUCCAACCACAAACCACCACCACUAGCCUGUACAACUAAUCAACAGAAAGUUAAAAAUGUGUGGUAUUUACGCUGCUUACAGACAACCCGAAAUUGAAAGCUUUAAGAGUAAAGCUCUUCAAAACUCUAGAAGAAUUCGUCACCGUGGACCAGACUGGUCUGGUAACGUGAUCCAAAACUCUACUAUCUUAUGUCACGAAAGAUUGGCCAUUGUUGGUCUUGACUCUGGUGCCCAACCAAUCGUCUCCCCAGACCAAAAAUACUCUCUCGCCGUUAAUGGGGAAAUUUAUAACCAUAUCAAGUUGAGAGACGACUUGAAGGAUUACCCAUUCCAAUCCCACUCCGACUGUGAACCUAUCAUCCCAUUAUACAAGAAAUAUGGUAUUGAUGCUCCAAAGUACUUGGACGGUAUGUUUGCCUUUGUCUUGUAUGAUAAGGACGCUGACAGAAUCAUUGCCGCCAGAGAUCCUAUCGGUAUUACUACCUUGUACAUGGGUAAGUCUUCUAAGAACCCAGAAACUCGUUACUUUGCCUCUGAAUUGAAGUGUCUUGUUGAUGAAUGUGACGAAAUCAUUGCCUUCCCUCCAGGUCAUGUCUAUGACUCUAACACUGACGAAACCACCAGAUAUUUCACUCCAAACUGGUGGGAUGGUUCUAAGGUUCCAACCAAGGCUGUCGAUUACAAGGAAGUUAGAGAAACUUUAGAAAUGGCUGUCAGAAAGAGAUUGAUGGCUGAAGUCCCAUACGGUGUCUUGUUAUCCGGUGGUUUGGACUCUUCUUUGAUUGCUGCCAUUGCCGCCAGAGAAACUCAAAAGGCUGCUGCCUCUAUUGGUAAGACUGGUAUUGAUGCCAACAAGGAAUUAUCUGGUGUUGAUGAAAAGGGAUCUCUUCACUCUGCUGGUUUCAACCAAUUACAUUCUUUUGCCAUUGGUUUACCAGGCGCUCCAGAUUUAAUUGCUGCCGAAAAGGUUGCUCAUUUCAUUGGUACUAUCCAUCACUCUCACACUUUCACUUUGGAAGAUGGUUUGGAUGCCUUGGAUGAAGUUAUUUCUCACUUGGAAACCUAUGAUGUUACCACUAUCAGAGCCUCUACUCCAAUGUACUUAUUGUCCAGAAAGAUUAAAGCUCAAGGUGUUAAGAUGGUUUUGUCCGGUGAAGGUUCCGAUGAAAUCUUUGGUGGUUACUUAUACUUUGCCAACGCUCCAUCUGCUGAUGAAUUCCAUGCUGAAUGUGUUCAAAGAGUUAAGAACUUGCACUACGCUGAUUGUUUGAGAGCUAACAAGUCCACCAUGGCUUGGGGUUUGGAAGCCAGAGUUCCAUUCUUGGACAAGGAAUUCUUGAACGUUUGUAUGAACAUUAACCCAGAAGACAAGUUGAUCAAGCAAAAGGAAGGUAAGAUUGAAAAGUACAUUUUAAGAAAGGCUUUCGACACUUCUGAUGAUCCAGAUGCUAUUCCAUACUUGCCAAAGGAAAUCUUGUACAGACAAAAGGAACAAUUCUCCGAUGGUGUUGGUUACUCUUGGAUUGAUGGUUUGAAGGACGCUGCUGAAGCUGCCGUCACCGAUGAAGAAUUGGCCAACCCUAAGCCAGAAUGGGGUGACGAUAUUCCAACUACCAAGGAAGCUUACUGGUACAGAUGUAAGUUCGAUGCUCAAUUCCCCAACUCCAAGGCCGCUGCUUCCACUGUUAUGAGAUGGAUUCCAAAGGCUGAAUGGGGUUGUCAUGCUGAUCCAUCCGGUAGAUAUGCCAACAUUCAUGAACAAAAGGUUGACCAAGAAUAAAUAGAUAAUCAGGAGAUGAAGAUUUCGAAGGGAGAAUUUGUUUAUAGAUAAUACAGUAUACUUCAAUACGGUUUA